GAACGAACGCGAGGUAGAGGCAGCAGAGCGCGGCGUCGUGAUCGUCUCUCGUGUGCGUUGUAAUCUCGUGUGCGGGCAGUUUUUUUUUUGACGCGAGUCACCACGGGCCGUCCCGUGUGAUCUUAAAGCGGAAUCUCAGCCGAGCGGGGCUCGAGUGUGCGGAAUAACGCUCGCGUGUACGAGGGCCACUCGUACGUCGGUCUAACCCGUCGAUUUCAGUUUCUUCGUUUCUACGUUCUUCUCCCUCUCCCCCCGGUAUUCAACGAUGGACACGUCUGUCGGUUACCACGCUACCACGGACACGGCGGCUGGAGCGAUGGUGCAAUCUAAUCAGCCGAGGAAAACAAAAAUAUUUGUUGGCCGGCUGCCGGAAAAUUGUCGCAACGAUGAGUUGCGGCAGUUGUUCUUGCGCUACGGCGAGGUGACCGAAUGCGACGUGAUGAACCGAUACGGCUUCGUCCACAUGGCGCGAGAGGAGGAUGCGGCGGCGGCGAUCAAGGCGCUCCACAAUUCCAACUUCAAGGGUGCGACGAUCAACGUGGAACAGUCGACCGGAAAGUCACGCGGAGGCGGAGGAGGACGCCGAGAUGACCGAAGAGGUGGACCAAUGAGAGGUGGUAGGGGGGGACGAGACGGUGGUAGAGACGCUCGUCCUGGACCAUACAAUGAUAGAAGAGUUCUUCCGAUCCAACUCGUUGGUUACGAUGGAUCUGCUGCAGGUGGCGUCGCGACCGGCUACACCGAUUACAAUCGCGGGGCUGGCGACUUUAGCGGCCGUGGGGCGGACUUCGGUGCCGGCUACGCCGAUCGCGGGGCAUACGGUCAGAACGUGGGUGGCGCGGCGAUGGGUUACACCUCGACGGCGCCGGGGAUGGGCGGUGGAUACGGACCGGCUGCCGGCGCCGUGGGAGGAUACGGACCUACCGGCGCGGCGGACUACGGACGAACGGCCGACUAUGGCCGCGCCGAUUUCAGCGGUAGAACAGAUUAUGUAGUUGGUGGAGGCAUGGCCGGAGAUUUCAAUCGUGGCGCACCUGGCCCAGUAGAUUAUGGUCGCACUGAUAAUUUCGGGGCCAGUCGUACGGUUGAUUAUACAACGCGAAAUGAUUAUGACCGGAGUGCGGCUGGACCGAUGAGAAACGGUGGUGGCGCCGUUGCCACUACCGGGUAUGGAACUGGGUACACUGAUGUGGGAUAUGAUGAGAGCCAUUGGCCAAUGAGCACUGGACCUAGCUACAGCACAGGGGCCCCUAGUUACAGCACUGGUCCUGGACCACAAGCUGAUAUGUUCAGUAGAAGACCUGGCAGUGCUGUGCCGAGUGGCGGUUAUCCACCGGUUGCUGGCGGUUAUGCCGAGGGAUAUGACAGACCAGAUGCUUACGGUCCUCCACGUGGCGGCGGACGCUUCCCAGGUCCGGCAGACGCAAUGCCACCGAGGUACUAAAAAGUGUACUAAACGCACUUAGCGCAUGCGAAAGGCGACCGAAAAAAAAACGAAAAAAACCGUAAAAAAAAGACCAUCGCCUUUUAGCAGCGAUCACUCGCUUAUCGGACUCGAUUACCUAGGAAUUGCCCUCUGCGUCCGUCGUUGAGUCCACCGAUAAUUAUAAUGAAAAACUAUUAAAAAAAAAACUUACAAUAGAACUUAAUAACGUUUAAUUAUAUCGUAAAAUACGGUAAGGAUAAGAAGGUUAUCAAUAGAUGAUAUAUAAAACAAUUAAUUGAAUUUAAGCCCAGUUUUUUUUUUUAAGUACACCAUGAAUCAGUUUAUACAUACACAGAUUGAUCGAUUAAUCAAUUUAUUAUUGAUAAACUUGCUAUGUUAGCCUAUUGUACGUUUGAAGAGAAUUUUUCGGCAUUACAUUAUUCAUGCAGUUUAUGUUCAUAAUUUUUUUUCCUCCCUCUUUCUGUGAACGGAUAAAGCCGGUGUUGUCUCGUGUGGGUCUGACUUCACUCGAUUUCAUUCUCUUAACUACAAUAGCAUAUGAUUUUUCGUUAUAUUCCCCAUAGCAUUAAUUCUACAAAAGGUGACUUAUGCUACAAUAAUGCUGUAUGAUCUUUUUUUUUACACAUAAGAACUUGAAUAAAAUGUUUUCAAAUGUUUAUUCAUAAAGCAGAGAAUAGCAAUUAUCACAAUGUACCUUUAUAUAUAAAACGAAUAAAGUGCAAAAUGUGAAUGCCCUAAAGCAAUCUUUAUAGAAGACUCUAAUAAUGUGUAAUAUAAUUCAUCACUUCUUCUUGCAGUCUUUCUGAGUGCGUAGUAAAAUCGCUAAGUUUUAUUAUUUGUCAACGUAUGUCAUUAUAAAGAUAUACAAUCAUAACGUUACUUCAUUGAGGAGCAUCUCUAUUUUCAAUGUAAUUCACAUAAGGAAGUGUCAUUUUCAUCUCAAGAUAUUUCACCUCUAUUUUUUUCUAUUUUUUUUCUCAUUUCUAUGCUUUUUUUUUUUUAUUUUAAUAUUAUUCUAUGAAGUAGCAGAAUCAGCGUCACGUUAUGUAAAAAAUGUUACACUCAUAGCGUGACGCUGAGUCUGCUACUUCGUAGAAGAGAUCAUCAACUUAUGGCAGCGACAUCGGAUAGAAAACUAGUUUGCCUAUCUAAUACAUCAACUUGUGUCAUUCGUAGGAGCGAGCAGAGCCAAUUAGUAAUAAUCAGCGUGCGUGCAACUAUGCUAUUUAAUGUUCUUAAUUCGACGACGUUGUGCAUUGUAAUCUUGAAUUCUACGACUGUCUAAAGGCAUCUUACGCGAGAAUUAUCUUUCUUUGUACAAAAUAUUAAUGAUUUGUACGAUAUGUAAGAGUCUAAUAGUCUAACAGUAUCUCGAAACGUAAAAAAAAAAAAUUUUGUGAAAUGUAAUCGGAAGAAAUAUGGAACGUAAAGAAUUCGACAAUGCUAAACGUCAAGUCAGUCUCCAGCUGGUGCAGUUUACUUAGUUAGGCCUGUACUGAAACGCCGAUUUGUGAACGUGCGAUGAACGCGAUUGCCGAAACACGUUACCCUGGUGGCGGCGGCGGCGGCUUGUCGACCUGCGAUUAUCGAAGGAACCGAUUACGACGAUUACUCACUCGCUAUGCGUGGCUACCCGUAGAUGCGACGAUCGGCGAAUAAAGCAACCUGCGAUAUGUGGAUAAAUGCGCUACAAAUUGCGUUUGCGCUCAAAGCUGGCGUGCUUUGAAUUUAACCAGGAAAAGGUAUGUUCAACUGCGUGCGAACCUUUAUACUUUAUCUGUUGAGACAAAACCCAAGAGCGCCUUAUUCUCUCAAUGGGGGGAGGGGGGGAGGAGUCCUGUCACCCAUAAUCACUAUCUAUAUCAGUGUUCCAUAAGUGCGAAUGGAGAAUGUCCGGUCGAACAAAACGUAAAACUGUUAAACGAAAGAAAAGAAAAGAGCCGUCGAUUGCCGAAGCGCGUGUUAAUGAAAGCGCGGCCGCAUUUUUCUUCUCGACGAUCUCGGCGUGUUGCGUAUUGCGACAGAAAACGCGCAUCGAUUCUAAUUCCAUCUCUGCCACUGUGCACUCGCGAAGCGAUUCUCAUUAAAAUGUAACUGCCCCAAAACUGUCAAAAACAAAUCUACUAUUGUUUAUUCGAUUCCUACUGCGAUGGUUCUUACUCUUUUUUUUUCUUAAUUGUCGGGAAAUUGGUUAAAAAACACGUUUUGUCGUCGAUUCUCUUGUGGAUUUAAUAGUUCACAAAAAAAAAUCGAUAUUCUUAUAAUUUAAUGAAUUACAAAAUUGUGCAUUAUACGAAAUUAAUUUAAACAGCAAAUUCUUUGAUAUUAAAUGAUGUCAAAUGUAUUAUAUUCGGCUACGGCAAUCUACAAGAAAUUUAAAGGACUCUAAUUUAAUUUUUUUUAAACAGAAAAUGGAAAUAGAUUGGCAUAUUACAUCUCGCGACAUGUUUCAUGUUCGUUGUCCCUCCUUAAAUUAACGCGUUUAAUCGACGCUUUAUGAGAUGGAAUUAGAGGCGCAAGGUAAAAACGAAUGCGAUGCGUGUGAAUUGAAAAGAACGCAUAUACCGAUCUCUCUUGCUAACUUUUGCCGCCGCAAUCGUUUGCGGAUCGUUCGUUUUGAUGUUCGUUACCGCUACCGAAUCUCGUUCCGCAGAAUCAAAUUCUAAAAAUUCCGCUCGUACCUCGCGAAUGGAACUAAGCGUUGCGUAAGACACGUCGUUAUGUCUUCGGAACAGCUCGUAUCUUGACGUUGAUGGAAGAACGUCACAGAAAAUUUUCUCAAAUGGUCGACCUGUACAGCGCUCCUAUUAACUGUUGAAUCGCAAAUGCAUUACGUUUCUUGUUAUACUUUCAAAAAAAAAUGCACUCUCAUUUUACGAAACAUUUGUCAAGUACAAGAUGUGUACUCUUGAUUUCAUCGCGUUCAAGCUUUGGUAGAAUCAUACAAAGUCAAUAGAAAAGAGAGUGAAGUAACGUAUAGCUACUUCACUAAUUGUCAAUAAUUUCUUUGAGAGCAUUAUCGACUUUAUUUGGCGUUCAUACAAAAAUAUACAAUAAGCUAGUUUCACUACACAUUAAGCCCACAAUUCAGUGGGAUAUUUCACGUACGUUUCCGUAUAAUAAGAUAAUUUUUUUAAUAGAUUACAAACUGGAUGAAGAGACAAACUGAUGGACAUUGAGAUGAACUCAAUGGGAACCGCUAAUAAUCCUCAGAAGCAUUCACUGUCAGUGAACUCGUUUGCUCGUCCGGGGGACGAGAGAUAGAUGUGACAGAAGACGGAAUAAUUAUGCCUGGCCGCUUGUAAUGGGAAGUAAGAAAGCAUACAGAAAUGAAGUAUGGAACCAGUUAUGUGCAUUUUCUUUACGCAAUGUAUAAACAUGGCGUUCUUAUCGAUAACACCAUAUAAUACGAUAAGGUAAUUCAUUUUUUUAAGAUAAUAAAAUUUUUUGACAAUA
Wasmannia auropunctata (little fire ant) is the source of this 4903-nucleotide messenger RNA. Its product is annotated as glycine-rich cell wall structural protein 1.8. Lineage: Eukaryota; Metazoa; Arthropoda; Insecta; Hymenoptera; Formicidae. The transcript has 8 exons. The record is from RefSeq and is a predicted model, not a curated record. The coding region runs from base 266 to 1444 and encodes 392 amino acids. Gene Ontology annotation, cellular component: cytosol. Gene Ontology annotation, molecular function: mRNA binding.